Messenger RNA from Thrips palmi, 1051 nucleotides. RefSeq names its product nucleobindin-2-like. Lineage: Eukaryota; Metazoa; Arthropoda; Insecta; Thysanoptera; Thripidae. Gene Ontology annotation, cellular component: extracellular exosome; endoplasmic reticulum-Golgi intermediate compartment. The record is from RefSeq and is a predicted model, not a curated record. The coding region runs from base 2 to 847 and encodes 281 amino acids. Gene Ontology annotation, molecular function: calcium ion binding. The transcript is spliced from 6 exons.
CAUGAGAGGAGGGCGUCAUUUUCUCGGGCGGCCAUCAGUCGCCAGUCGAGUGUUGAGGAAGGUUUGUCGGUCUGGCUGCUACCACGAAGCCAUUAAUAAAAUGAGUUUUGUCGUUAUUUGUUUACUGGCGUUGAGUGGGAUUGUGGCUUAUCCAGUCACUGAAACUUCAGAAAGCAAUGCAGAACAAAAAGAUAAAUUGUGCCAUGGUUUGCGCAUGCCGCAGCCACCUGACUACAAUCCUUACUUUGAAAAGGUGUUUCAAGAUUUGAAUAGCGAUCCAACAUUCCUAGAUACCAUGGGGAAAGCUAACCGGACAGAUGUAGAGUCUGGUAAAAUUGCCCACGUUGUGAAGAUUCUUAGCCCCUCCGUUCGAACACGUCUGAAUGAAAUUAAGAAAACAGAAAUGAGCCGCCUUCAAAACAACAAUGCUUCUACAGACCACAUUGAUUACGCAAAUCCAGAUACUUUUGAAGAAGAGGACUUAAAAAGACUCAUUGUUAAGGCCAUGAGCGAUAGGAAUGAAAUACGAAACAAGCAAAGAAAAGUCUUAAAAUCUUUAAAAGAAGAAUCGGAACCUAAAUCUAUCUUUUCUCAGCACGAUCUCGAUGGAAAUAGUCUGGUGGACCUCAAUGAAUUUAAAGCCUUACUUAGGUCACUUUAUCAGAAAGAGGUAGGUAGAAUGUGCAUUCAAGGAAUACCCGAAUCUUCUGUGCGAGAAAAGUGGGAAAAAUUGGAGCAGAAUCAACAACGUGAAUUCCAGGACAUGGACAUAAACAAAGACGGUUUCAUUAAUUACGAAGAAUAUAAUCGGUCGUGGUUCCGUGGUUCUAGCAAUAGUCAGCUGUAGUCGGCUGUAGUUAUCUGACUAGCUCUAGGAUGCAUGGUUCUUGUGGCAAUUUUGCUGCAUGUGCCUGUCAAUCUGAAGUUCUGCUCAGUCCUACUGCGAAUCCUGCUGGUGUACAGUACCUAUUGUAGGUAAACUGCAGCCAGUCUUUAAAUUUUGCUGUGCUCCCUGCUGUAUUAAUAAAACCAAAUUUUCACUGUGAAAUGA